AAAUAAGUGUUGAUAUCCUUUAUUUUACCGAUUUUCUUUUUGAUUGCUGUAUGAGUGCCAUUGUCAUUCUGAUGCCAUAAAUAGCAUAAUCAAACUCCCGUCGUAACGCGCUGAUGAAUACCACUAGUUCCGUCAACCGAAAUAAAUAGCAAAUUCAUAAUGUAAAAAUCCCCAAUUUCUCCCAAACGAUCAUAGAACACAACACCAUCACCGUAUCAGGUUGUUUGAGAAAGAAUUGUGAGUGAACAUGACAACGGCUGCUAGACCGACAUGGGCGCCUGCUAAAGGCGGUAAUGAACAAGGUGGAACUCGUAUUUUCGGUCCGUCUCAGAAGUAUUCUUCCAGGGAUAUUGCUUCUCACACAACUCUCAAACCAAGAAAGGAGGGUCAAGACACACAGGAAGAACUAGAAAGGAGAGAUCUCAAAGAAGAGUUGGAGGAGCGUGAACGAAGGCACUUUUCAUCUAAAGACAAGGGUUAUAGCGAAGACAGAGAUCGAAGAAAGGGUGGCCAUCAUCUACUAGAAGGUUCAAGGAGAGAAGUGGAGGACCGUAUCUUUCCUCGCAGUGCAGAUGCUGAUGAUGCUGAUGAAGAUGAAAAAAGUGACGAUGACAGUGAUGAAGAUGAUGAUGACGAGGAUGAUGAAGAAGCUCUUAUGGCAGAGCUUGAAUUAAUAAGAAAGGAAAGAGCCGAGGAGAAACGCCGCCAAGAACGUGAAGAGCGAGAACAGGAACUUAAACUCAAGGAGGCAGAAACAAUACGAGGAAACCCGUUGCUUAAUAACGCAACAUCUUUUAAUGUAAAGCGAAGGUGGGAUGAUGAUGUGGUUUUUAAGAACCAAGCUCGUGGGGAAACCAAGGCUCCGAAGCGCUUUAUUAAUGACACCAUUCGCAGUGACUUCCAUCGCAAGUUUCUUCAAAAAUACAUGAAGUAGUUUAAUUUUUUUAGUCGAAAGUUGGGAAUAGGAAGCAGAAUACAAACAUUUCUGGUUCCAUGGCAUGUGGAUUUGGUUCAAUAUGUUAUGAUUGUAUAAUGUUGAAUGUAUUGAAUUUGUGAGCUACUUGAAAUAGUUAUUUCUUUGUAUUUGUUGGAAAAUAUAUGUUAACUAAAACGUCUUACGGUGUAAAUGAGUCGAGCCUGAGCCCGGAUUUGAUUUAGCUCGGCUUAUGAGUAAUUAUAAAACUUCUUACAGA
Helianthus annuus (common sunflower) is the source of this 1193-nucleotide messenger RNA. Its product is annotated as protein CWC15 homolog. The record is from RefSeq and is a predicted model, not a curated record. Gene Ontology annotation, molecular function: RNA binding. Gene Ontology annotation, cellular component: catalytic step 2 spliceosome. The coding region runs from base 248 to 934 and encodes 228 amino acids. Gene Ontology annotation, biological process: mRNA cis splicing, via spliceosome. The transcript is spliced from 8 exons. Lineage: Eukaryota; Viridiplantae; Streptophyta; Magnoliopsida; Asterales; Asteraceae.